AACUUCAAAGCAUGGCUCCUAGAUUCUAUUCUCUUACACUCUUCUUCUUGUCCUUAAUUUUCUUCACUUUCCCUGUUAAUUCAAUUCACUUCAAAUUUUCCCGUUUUGAUCCUAGUGACACCAACUUAGUCUACCAAGGUUCUGCAGCACCAAGUGAUAGACUAGUUAACUUUAACAUCAAUGAAUUAUAUACAUGUCAAACCGGAAGAGUCUUCUAUUCUGAAAAAGUGUUAAUUUGGAACUCAAAAACAGGCCAACUCACUGACUUCACAACUCAUUACACCUUUAUCAUAGACACUCAAAAUAGGUCUUCAUAUGGCCAUGGACUUGCCUUUUUCUUGGUUCCUUUUCGUUUCGAAAUCCCACUCAAUUCUGAUGGUGGAUUUAUGGGCCUAUUUAAUACAACAACAAUGGACUCACCUAGUAAUCAAAUUGUUCAUGUGGAGUUUGAUUCUCGCGCAAAUGGUGAAUGGGGUGAGACAACGGAGCAUGUGGGAAUCAACAAUAAUUCGAUCAUAUCAUCAACCUCAACAUAUUGGAAUGCGAGCGUGCAUAGUGGAGAUAAUGUUGAUGUAACUAUUAGCUAUAAUUCUACAACCAAGAAUUUGACUGUAUCGUGGAGAUAUCAAAGUACUUACGAUCCUCAAGAAAAAACUAGUCUUUCAUAUCAAAUCGAUUUGAUGAAGGCUUUGCCCGAAUGGGUAACUAUAGGAUUUUCUGCUGCAACAAGUUAUGUUGGAGAAAUAAAUCAUCUUUUGUCAUGGGAAUUUAACUCCACUCUGGACGACAAUGAGGAUAGUAAUACAGAAGAAACGAGACUAAUUGUAAUAAUAACAAUCUCUUGUGGGGUUGCAAUAGUAGUGGGAGCAUUGGUAGCAUAUGUAGUAAUCAAGAGGAAAAGAAAGAUUAUUGAAAAGAAAAAAGAUGAGGCUAUGCAUUUAACUUCAAUGAAUGAUGACCUUGAACGAGGAGCAGGGCCGAGAAGGUUCAUCUACAAGGAACUUGAUAUUGCCACCAAUAACUUCUCUGUGGAUAGAAAGUUGGGCCAAGGUGGUUUUGGAGCUGUUUAUAGAGGUUAUUUUGCUGAUUUAGAUUUGCAUGUUGCUGUGAAGAAAAUAUCAAGAGGAUCAAAACAAGGUAAGAAAGAGUAUGUAACUGAAGUUAAAGUGAUUAGCCAACUUCGACAUAGGAAUCUUGUGAAGUUGUUGGGUUGGUGUCAUGACAAAGGUGAGUUUCUUCUUGUUUAUGAGUUCAUGACUAAUGGUAGCCUUGAUUAUCAUUUGUUUGGUAAAAGGAUGCCACUUUCUUGGAGUGCAAGGCACAAAAUAGCUCUCGGGUUGGCGUCUAGUGUGUUUUAUCUACACGAAGAAUGGGAGAGGUGUGUGAUACAUAGAGACAUCAAAUCAAGUAAUGUUAUGUUAGAUUCUAGUUUCAAUGUCAAGCUUGGUGAUUUUGGGUUGGCGAAACUAAUGGAUCAUGAGCUUGGGCCUCAGACAACUGGUAUAGCCGGAACAUUAGGCUAUCUAGCUCCAGAGUACGUGAGUACUGGACGGGCCAGCAAAGAGUCAGAUGUGUAUAGUUUUGGUAUAGUUGCUUUGGAGAUCACCACUGGAAAGAAAGCUGUUCAAGUUAUGAAAGACAAAGAUGGAGGAGAUAAGGGAAUGAUUGAGUGGGUUUGGGAUCAUUAUGGAAGAGGAGAGCUACUUAUGGCAAUGGAUGAGAAUUUGAGAAAGGAUUUUGAUGAGAAAGAAGUAGAGUGUUUGAUGAUUGUUGGAUUAUGGUGUGCACAUCCUGAUGUGAAUCUAAGACCAUCCAUUAGACAAGCAAUUCAAGUGCUUAAUUUUGAGGUUUUGAUGCCAAAUCUUUCUCCAAAGAGGCCAGUUGCAACCUAUCAUGCUCCUGCGUUGGAUGUAACCUCAGUACAAGCUUCUAUCACCACAAGCCUUCAAGAUGGUCGUUAAUUGACACUAGCAAUGGAAUCAUCACGGUGUUUAUAAAAAUGUUGUCAUCUAGGGAAAUGUUAACCAGUAUCCUUAGGGCAAUGAUUAAGACUUUAAAAUAGUAAUCUUAUCUCGGUAAUCUGCGUAUUUAAUGCCUUGAAAAUUGAAAUAUUAAAAUUUCUAUAAAAUAUUUUCUUUUUUAGGAAUGCUUAACCAUUGCCCUGAGGGCACUGGUUAGCAAGACCCUUAUAUGUAUUGUAUCUUUGUAACAUAUAACUCGAGGUAUAAAUGUUUUGUAUAAGUAUAGUGUUAUGUGUUUACGAAGAAAUGAAGUAUGUAUUAUGUGCU
Vicia villosa (hairy vetch) is the source of this 2288-nucleotide messenger RNA. RefSeq names its product L-type lectin-domain containing receptor kinase IX.1-like. Lineage: Eukaryota; Viridiplantae; Streptophyta; Magnoliopsida; Fabales; Fabaceae. Gene Ontology annotation, cellular component: plasma membrane. The transcript has a single exon. Gene Ontology annotation, biological process: protein phosphorylation. The record is from RefSeq and is a predicted model, not a curated record. Bases 12 to 1961 code for a protein of 649 amino acids. Gene Ontology annotation, molecular function: carbohydrate binding; ATP binding; protein kinase activity.